Messenger RNA from Nicotiana tabacum (common tobacco), 508 nucleotides. NCBI's taxonomy places the organism in Eukaryota, Viridiplantae, Streptophyta, Magnoliopsida, Solanales, Solanaceae. The record is from RefSeq and is a predicted model, not a curated record.
AGCAAAACCAAGAUAUAUAUGUGUGAUUAUAUAUUCAUGGAUUCCAAAAAAGAGCAAAAGCAAUACACUGGCAGAAUAAGCAGUACUACUGCAUCACCCGUUUUCGAGUCGCGCAUAAGCAGUAGUACUAAAGGAAGAGAACCGAUAAAGGUGAAGUACAUAGACAGUCCAGUGAUGGUAAAUGCCAAAAAUGCAACCGAGUUUCGUACCAUCGUUCAACAACUCACUGGAAAAAGCCCUGCAAGUUCAAGUGUCAAAGAACCUUUGUCUCAAGAGAUUGAUAACAAUAAUGUCGAUUAUGAGUUAUUCUGGGAAGAACUUUCUGAGGGCAUAUUUGAUUCAGGCACUUUUGGAUCCAGUGGCGGUUGUUGGUCGAGGCUCCAGGCUUAGGAGGUCAUUGAGGUAUCUGCACGACGUUCGCAGGCUUUAGCUCUCCUUCUUAUUCUUCAGUUGUGUUUCAGUUGCGCCUUUAGACAUUAUAAUAGACUAUGUAUUUUUCCUAGAUGCU